AGAGAACUGUGGGACGUGCAAUUCAACCAAAUAAAGUGUAUGAGACUGCAAUUGACAAUUUGCGUUUGGAAGAUGGGAUGCCAUCCAAAGUAUGCCACUAAAAUAUAUAAAUAAAUGGUGUGCAGAAUGAAUGGCAUAAAGUGGAUGAGCAGCUGCUGAUGUUGCCAUUACUCUCAAUUAUACUGUUGAUAUUGCCGCUAAUGUGCCACAAAUGUAGGAUACUCGCACAUGCCACAAAUGUAGGAAACUCACACAUGCCACAAAUACAAUCAACAAAUAACCGAAUAUUGUUUUUUAAAUGUCUGCCACCAAAUCAUUUGUAACCAAAUGCUGGAUCCAAAUACCACCCUUUGCCACUCAUCCUUAGGGCUGACAGGAAUGCUACUAUUCAUCUGGCCGGCGGCUUCGGAUUGGGAGGAGAUCGCUACCAUGUAUAGCCCGGAUUACAAUCAGCUGGAUCUGACGGGUACUGCAAAGGCGUGUGAGAAGGCCGUUGAUGGCAACCGUUCGGCUUACCUUGGAGCUGAAGGCAGCGACAGCCAGCGACAGCCAGCGACAGCCAGCGAGUGUGAUUCCGACGCUCAAAGCACCAAACCCGAAAUUAGGUGCGGCAAAGUGAGAGCACCGAGCUAACAUAAACAACCAAAACAACCAAAAUAAAGCCAAAGCGCAAAAAAUCACCCGUUUGACUGGUCGAUCGGAGUUCACAGCCAAACAGUCAAGCAGUCAAAGCAGCUGAAGGCAACCAACCAACCAAGCACCGAGUCGAGUGCUAAAAAAAGCCUGUGUUUUCGGCUUAUUUCUCGCGCUCUCGCCCAAGCCGCCUGUUAUUGUUUUUGUGUUUUUGUGUUUUUGUGAUCAAAAUAGCGGACACCUCUCCUGCGUCCUCUCUCUUAUUUUAGCCUGCAUGUCGAUCGGAAUGGAAAAAUGCGCGGAUUGACUCGAUAUCGGCUAUCGGAGCAUCCUGCGAUUGGCCAAUCCGCCUGGUUUCUGGUGUUGAGUAUGAACGCGCCUUAUUUUAUUUUGCUCUUUCUUGCUGAGAACAACACCAAGCGCCCUCUCA
Kickxella alabastrina is the source of this 1063-nucleotide messenger RNA. RefSeq lists its product as uncharacterized. Bases 328 to 633 code for a protein of 101 amino acids. Lineage: Eukaryota; Fungi; Kickxellomycota; Kickxellomycetes; Kickxellales; Kickxellaceae. The transcript is spliced from 2 exons. The record is from RefSeq and is a predicted model, not a curated record.